AGAGGCUAGUUUUCCAUUCCAUCCAUUCAUAGCGCAACCGCUCAUAGCGUGCAUAGGCGAGAUAGGGAUCAGCGAGAGAGAGAGACAGAGAGAGGGUUGGAUUAGGGCACUGACAGCCACCUCAGUCAAACAGUUGAGAGACACACGGUCACAACCUGCUGAGGGGGCAAAACUAACGGGACCGGAAAGUCUAAAUCCAAUCCAGAUCACCUCUUAACCGGUUAGGGAGAGGGGACCACAGACCACCUCGAGACCCCGCACUGAUUGAAAAGAGGGCAGAGUUGGAGAGUAAAACAAUCAGUUUAGAAAAAUAAUUCAAAUUGAUCUAUCCAGCCACCCUGUACUCUGAACCAUGGAGCGCCAAAUCCCUGACUUCGCUGGUACCUGGAAGAUGAAGAGCUCAGAGAACUUCGAGGAGCUUCUCAAAGCGCUGGGUGUGAACGUGAUGCUGCGUAAGAUAGCGGUGGCAGCAGCCUCCAAGCCGUCGGUGGAGAUCACCCAGGAGGGAGAGACUCUGUCCAUACGAACCUUCACCUCCGUCAGAACCACCCACGUCACCUUCACCGUGGGAGAGUCCUUCAACGAGGCCACGGUCGAUGGACGCCCCUGCACGAGUCUUCCAAAGUGGGAGACAGACAGUAAGAUCAGCUGUGUGCAGACUCUGCAGAAAGGGGAGGGACCUAAGACCGCCUGGACCCGAGAGAUAACCAAUGACGGCGAGCUCAUCCUGACCAUGAGUGCGGACGAUGUGGUGUGCACCAGAGUCUACGUACGAGAGUGAAAGAGAAGACAACUCUUCAUCCUUCCAUCUCUCUCACCACUCACUCACUCACUCACUCCGCAAACCCCCAGCCAGAAUGGGCAGGGUGAAAUCAGCUUGUAGAAUCUAGUUUAACUCCAGUAUAUCUGUCACAAAGCCAUGGGAUUGAACCCAGUCUAGUUGACCUAUAUCUUUUAAAGUCAGUCUUGCCAAUGUUCUGUCCACUUACUCAGUGAGGUCGUAAACCUGAAAUUGUGUCUUUUUCUGAGUCUUUGUACGUGCAAGGUUAUUGAUCCAUGUGUGUGUGUGUGUGUGUGUGUGUAUGUGUGUGUGUGUGUGUAUGUGUGUGUGUGUACGUGCUUGUCAGUGGAGUAGGUCUAAGUGUGUGUAUCAGUGUCUUGACUAUAUUUGUAGUUGUGUAAACCUAUCUAUGAGCUCUUCCAGUUAUAAGGUCAGUUACUUUGUGUCCGUUCUCUCUCUCCUUCUCUCUUCCCGCUUAUCUCUAAGUCGAUAAAGUUGUAUAUUUAUUACACUAGAUCUGAUACCGUGUUGCUAUGGUUUUUACUUUGUCUCUUUUAUAUCAAAUCUGAUCAUAGGAAAUUAUGCUUUCUACGGGAAGACAAUAAAACACCAUGUUGACUCCA
Molecule: messenger RNA, 1404 nt
Organism: Oncorhynchus tshawytscha (Chinook salmon)
Lineage: Eukaryota; Metazoa; Chordata; Actinopteri; Salmoniformes; Salmonidae
Product: cellular retinoic acid-binding protein 2-like
Exons: 4
Coding region: 353-781 (142 amino acids)
Biological process (GO): fatty acid transport
Cellular component (GO): cytosol; nucleus
Molecular function (GO): fatty acid binding
Source: RefSeq, a predicted model, not a curated record